AUGAUAGCAGCAAACACUGCAACAAACUCCCCUGCUGCUGCUGCAGCAGCAGGAGCAGGAGCUCCUGCUGCAGCAGGACCACCAGCAGCAGGAGUACCACCAGCAGCCGCAGUACCACCAGCAGCAGCAGGAUCAACAGCAGCAGCAGCAACACCUCCAGCAGCAACAGCAGCAGCAGCAACAGCAGCAGCAGGAGGCUCCACGUCCCCAGACUCACGACCGCCAGCUGCAGCAGAACAACAACAACAGCAGCAGCAACAGCAACAACAACAACAACCAGCAGCAGCAGCAGCAGCAUCACAACCACCACCAUCAACAACAGCAGCAGGAGCAGCAGAAUCUCCAGCAGCAGGAGGAGCAGCAGCAGCAGGACUACUAGUAGAGGAGCCAAUAACAUAUGUGUCUCCUUUUGUGUCCUCUCCUUCUUAUUUUUAUGGUGAUUUGCUGCAGCGCAGCAUAAGUUGGUUGCUGCUGCAUCGUGGUGUAUAUACAGCAGAUGCAGCAGCAAUAGAGAUAAGUUGUUGCUGGUUUGCUGCUGUGCUGCAGCAAAUAGGGCAGCAAGCUGCUGUAUUUGCUGCACUAAGGGGGACAGCAGCAGCAAAUUAUAUAGAUAUAAAACAAGCAAUUAAAUUUAUUUGUCCCUCUGCUUAUUGUCUCCUUUUUCUUGCUGCUGCUGAUCCUGUUGCUCCUUCUCUCCCUAUACAAUUACCUAUACAGCAGCAGCAGCAGCAGCAGCAGCAGCAGCAGUUGCAGUUGCAGUUGCAGUUGCUGCAGCAGCAGGGGGAGGGGGAAGAGCAGCUGCAGCUGCAGCUGCAGCAGCAGCAGCAGCAGCAGAGACAGCAGCAGCAAGGGGUACUAUUAACAUGCGAGGAAUCAUGGCUUGUGCAGCAACUUAAGCAGCAGCAACUUGCUGCUAAGGAUAGCAGCAGCAGCAGCAGCAGCAGCAGCAGCAAAGAGCAGCAGCAGCAGCAACAACAAAGACCACCACAUAUUCCUGAUUAUUUACCUUCUUUUCCUCCUUCUUAUACAUAUCUAAGAACGGAGACACCAUGGGGAGGAGACACAGAGGAUGCAGCAGCAGCAGGAGCAGCAGGAGCAGCAGCAGCAGCAGCAACUGCAGCAGAACAACUUAGAAAAAUGAGGAGACUUGAGCUGCAGCUGCAGCUGCCACAGCUGCAGCUAGCUGAACCUACUAUUGACUGCAGCAGCAGCAGCAGCAGCAGCAGCAGCUGUAGCAGCAGUAGCUACUGCAGCAGCAGCAACCCUACAGAUACACUGUGGGGUGUACCCUCAGCUCAUGAGAUACACAUGCAGCAGCAGAAAGAGGAACAAGAGCUGCUGCAAGAGCAGCAGCAACAGCAGCAGCAACAGCAGCAGCAGCAGCAGCAGCAGCAACCUGCUGCUGCUGCUGCUGCUCGUAAGAUACGUAAAGCAGAACUAAUAGGAGGAGACAGACCUACACAAAAUUUAUAUCUUAUUUAA
Molecule: messenger RNA, 1482 nt
Organism: Eimeria maxima
Lineage: Eukaryota; Apicomplexa; Conoidasida; Eucoccidiorida; Eimeriidae
Exons: 1
Coding region: 1-1482 (493 amino acids)
Source: RefSeq, a predicted model, not a curated record